Plasmopara halstedii is the source of this 1506-nucleotide messenger RNA. RefSeq lists its product as uncharacterized. NCBI's taxonomy places the organism in Eukaryota, Oomycota, Peronosporomycetes, Peronosporales, Peronosporaceae. The coding region runs from base 1 to 1506 and encodes 501 amino acids. The record is from RefSeq and is a predicted model, not a curated record. The transcript has a single exon.
AUGAGGGCAGUAGCUGCCGUGUCCACUGACGAUCUGGUCAACAGUCUUCUUGACUCUGUGACCGCUGGAUCCUCUUCGUCGACACCCUCCACUAACGCGACAGACUUGACCUCGAUCAGAAAUUCGACAUCACCAUCAUUCAAUGCUGCAUUUUCGUCUACUUCUCAAAGUGCGCCCUCCUCGGCCAGCAGUGACACCGAAUCGUCUUCUUCCACAGAUGCUCCAGAAGUAAUCAGCUUGAUCACACCUGCACCCGCAUUAAACGAUGGCUCCUUGUUUAUUUCAGACAAUUCAGAGGCAAAUGAUCUGAACAAAUCAAGCGGCAAUGGACGCGGCAACACCGGUCUCUCUAUUGGUAUAUCCUUAGGCGUCUUGGCGAUCAUGGUAGCUGCACUGUUAUAUUUUAAGUCGCGUAGGAGACAUGCCCAGAAGGAGCACGAGUCGGCUGCUGUCCCAGCAACAGGAAAUACACCUAUGACCGUGCCGUCAGACCGAGGUUUCAAGCGAGAACGGGAUCUGGGAAUACCUGAAAUGUCAAUUGAACUUGCACCUGGCGAGUUGGGAAUGUCUAAGGGUUUUGACACAAGCUACGCUAGCUCGUCACGAUCCAGUGUCGCAAGUCAGCACUACAAUCUCAGCCUUGCUAGUAGCUGUAGCGGCUUGUUCAAUACGAAAGGAGGCGUAAGUCCUACAAGUAGUAGCCACAAGCUAACCAGUUACUCAUAUCAAUACCGAGAGUCGGAGGAAAAGGGCAGCGGAAACAACAAUCAGUCGACUACGGGCAAUUCGACACUCCAUUUAACAGGUCUUAUUGGCAACGGUGCAACAGCAAGUGGCCGUGGACCGAGCAACUCAUCACGUAGCCGUAAACUCUCGGCUCCGGAUGAAUACGCUGAGCUUAUCACUGCAACAAAUGCGCAGGCAGAAGUAAACAUGAGUGUACAUGAUCAGUCUUCUCAAGGCAUUUACCAUAGCUUGACACAGAGCUCAGCCAGUCAGAAUGAAAUGGAUAUUAGCAUGGGACCGGAUGACAGUUUCAUAGCCCCGUUACCGCCGAAAGCAUUGUCUUCUCGGGUUGCAAAACGUUUGGCUGUGACAGUCGGACGAGCGUCUGAAGAAAGUAUGGGUCCGGACUCUCCCAUUAUUGGACGAACAGAUACCGUUUACGACACAAUUCCAACUUUAAGUGGCGAGAAAAUGUCGGUUUCGGCGCGAAGUUCAGUAGAGAAUAUGCACUUUAUGUCGGCAGCAUCAUUCAUGUCAAAAUCUUCCGCGUCGUCGGCAUCAACCAGAGACAGUAUGACAACAUCAGCUUGCAGUUCAGCAUACCUUCCAUCCAACUCCUUGUUGCAGCAGUUUUCGAGGACUACUGACAGUGACUAUGGCGAGGAUCUAACGUCUGAGCGUGUGUCAACAGAGUCAACAGAGAGCGCCAACACGGCGCGUUCCGGAUCGCUCAUUGCACUAAAUUUGGACGCUAAGGAUAGCAGCGAGAUCGCCAUUUAA